This is a messenger RNA of Manihot esculenta (cassava), 913 nucleotides long. Its product is annotated as probable glutathione S-transferase. Gene Ontology annotation, biological process: glutathione metabolic process. Lineage: Eukaryota; Viridiplantae; Streptophyta; Magnoliopsida; Malpighiales; Euphorbiaceae. Gene Ontology annotation, cellular component: cytoplasm. The coding region runs from base 35 to 700 and encodes 221 amino acids. Gene Ontology annotation, molecular function: glutathione transferase activity. The record is from RefSeq and is a predicted model, not a curated record. The transcript is spliced from 2 exons.
UUGAGUGCCUUUGAGGCUUGUAUCAUCAGCAGCCAUGGCCGAAUCUGAGCAGCUACUUCUACUGGAUUUGCUUGCUAGUCCUUUCUCAGCAAGAGUGAAGAUAGCCUUGGCUGAAAAGGGCUUAAACUAUGAGUCCAGAAUAGAAGACUUGGCGAAUAAGAGCCCCCUUCUUCUUGAGAUGAACCCUGUCCACAAGCAAAUACCUGUCUUCAUCCAUAAUGGCAGACCCAUAUGCGAAUCUACGGUAAUAGUUCAGUAUAUUGAUGAGGUCUGGAACCACAACUCUCCAUUGUUGCCUUCUGAUCCUCACCAACGAGCACACGCCAGGUUCUGGGCUGACUAUGUCGACAAGAAGAUUUAUUCUAUUGCAAGCGUGCUGUUCACAUCAGAAGGGGAAGCCAAAGAAGCGUCAAGAAAGGACCUGAUUGAAUGCUUUAAAAUUUUGGAGUGUGAAAUUGGAGAAAAGCCAUACUUUGGAGGUGAAAGCUUCGGUUUUGUUGAUUUAAUACUCAUUCCAUUUUAUAGCUUCUUCUAUGCAUUUGAGACGUUUGGAAACUUGAGCAUGGUAGAGGAUUUCCCUAAGAUCAUGGACUGGGCUCAAAGAUGCUUGCAGAAGGAGAGUGUGUCCAAGACUUUAGUUGACCAGCAAAAGCUUUAUGAAAUUGUUUUGGAGUUAAGGAAGAAGUGGGGGGUUGAAUAGAAUUUUUCCAAGAGCACAGGGCUUUUACACACUUGUAUUUUCUGUUUCAGUCACUUCCUAAUUAUCCGAGAAAAUAAAGUCUUGAAUUGCCAUUAGUUAUAAUUCUGUGAUUUGCUUGUGUUUGAUUAGUCAGUGAGAAAAACAAAUUUUACCAUUUAUUUGUAGCCCAUUUGAGAUAUUAAUUCUGUUAUUUAUAGUGUUGUUUAUUGGUCA